Messenger RNA from Paramecium tetraurelia, 5679 nucleotides. RefSeq lists its product as uncharacterized. Lineage: Eukaryota; Ciliophora; Oligohymenophorea; Peniculida; Parameciidae. The transcript is spliced from 5 exons. The record is from RefSeq and is a predicted model, not a curated record.
AUGAUCUGUUUUCUCCAAACAUUUGAAACAGAUGAAUUCUAUAAAUAAGCCAAUGAAAAAGUCAUCAAAACCAUUCUCAUUAAAAUUGUCAGUAACAUACAUUAAACUUGUACAAUCAAUAACACCAAGAAUGUUAGACAAAUCUUCAGCUAGAAUAUUUUCUCUGCCAUAAAUGUGGAACUUGAAAUUCAUGGCAAUAGCAUUACAACAUUUAAAUUCGAUAAGGUGAUAUCAUUCAUCAAUUUCAAAAGAGUUUAUCUUUCAAAGAUUACAAUGACUCCAUUUGAAAUCAGUAACUAAAAAUCAUUAAUCUUUGUGAGUUCUUUCACUUAACAAAUCUAAUUAAGUGAUCUAAUAUAUACUGGAGAUGCAUCUAAUCAGAAACAAUAAAUAAUUAUCAAGAAUUCAAAUGAUGUAGUAAUUGAAAAUCUUAAAUUAUCUAACAUCGAUAUUAACAAUGUAGAAGCCUUUAUUACAAUUGAUCAAAUACCUUAAAUCUAAAAUGUUAGAAUAUCUAAUAUAGAAUGUGUUUCAAGUUAAGCCUAGAAUCUGAUUCUGCUACUUUUAAAUUUGAAGGAGACUGAUUCUGUAGAGAUAUCCAAUGUCAAAAUUACUUCCAAAUUUACCUAAGCAUCAUUUUUAAAAUAAGUAUCUGGAAAUUUGAUCAUCAAUAACAUCCAAAUAGACGAUAGUCAAAUAUCAAGCAUCAAUAGUCUUUUUAAUUUUGGAACACUACUUCAGGUUGAAAUCAUUCAAUUUUCAAUUCUAAAUUCUAUUAUAAUUAACUCGACACUCUUGUAUUUGAAUGGAUAAUCCUCCUUGAAUAGUGUAGUAUUUGAGAAUAAUGAAUUAUCUAUUGAGUCAGUUGGAAUAACUAAUAAAAAUGUUGAAGUCACAUUAUAUACAUUUUAAGAUGUUUCAUUUAAAUUAAAUAAAUACGACUAAAGUUCUUGCUUAGUUAAAAUCAAGGAAAGUUUUAGUCCGAAUAAAGUAAUAAGGAUCAGUCAAUUAAGUUUAAUUGCCAACACAUUAACUACAAUUCCAAGUUUACAGUUUUUGGAAUAACAAUUAACAACUCUGUUCUAUCUGUAAAUAUAGAAUGUGAGUAUCACUGACUUGUCAAUAGAAAGAGCCUAUGGCAUAAGAGACAUUACAUUUGUAGAUGUAAUAUUCUUAAAUCUAAAUCAAAUCAAAAUUCAAUAACAUAAACAACAUGUCUUCAAAGGUCUUCAUCAAUAUGUGGAUUGUUUCACAAGAUCUAUCUAAAGUCAGUACUACAUUACAUCACUCUAUUUAUAUGAUGUAUCUCAAAUAGUCAUCCAUCAAUUGACAAUAGAUAUGGCUGAGUCCAUCAACUAUCCAAUCAUCAACAUAUAGAGUUCUAUUGCUGUCUCCUCAUCCUCGAAAUCGUUACACAUUGAAGAAAUCACGUUUACGAAUAACUUGGUAAUCAUAAUUAACAAGAUGAAAUCAACUUCGAUUUUUCAAAUGAGUUCUGAAUAAGAAUACCAAAUUACCAUUCUCAAUUCAUUUAUGAAAUAUAACUUAAUGCAUCAAUAUGAGUAAAAUGAUCGAAUUUAUUCAGGACUGAUCUUCAAUUUCGAUUGUCCUUACUGUACAAUUAAAAUAACCAAUCUCUUAGUCGAAGAUAAUCUUGUUACAAAUACAACCGAUAAUGUGAUAUCACUAAAAGCCAAGUCCAUCUCAAUUCGAUAAUCAAAGUUCUUUCAGAAUUCAAUCUUCUAGUAUUCUAUCAUAUAACCAUAUCUAUUAUGGGGAUUCCAUAAAAAUGAAGACAUCUUUGUUGAACAAAUAAAAUAAGUAUUCCCAAUCAGAGUUAUAACUGGAAAUAUGAAAUUAAUAGGUUAAAAUAUUUAAAUAGAAAAUCUAAAUAUUACUAAUUCAUCUGGAUCAGGCCUUUACAUAAAGUUAGAGAGUGAUGCAACUUUGUUCAUAAAGAACACUAUAUUCAAUCAUAUUACAACUCACUACAUCGAUUCUGAUGAGAAUGGAGGAGCAAUAUAUAUUGAUUCAUCAUAUGCUAUGAGAUCCAAUAUUCUGCUCUCAAACAUUACUGCAUCCAAUAUCCAAUGUAGAAACUAUGGUGGCUUAGUAUUUUUACUAAAUGGAGAGAGUUACAUUUAAAUCAACCUAACUAAUCUCAACAUUGCUGACGUUUAUGCCCUCAAAGGAUCUAUUGUUUAUAGUGAAUUUUCAUCAACCUUUAAUUCAAUCCAAUCAUUUAAAAUUUCAAACUUAGUAAUUGCCAACAACCUACAAAAUCAACUAUUAUACUUUCAAAAAUUUGAAGUUAAUAAGCUUGAUUCUUCUGCAAUGCAGACAUUAUCUUUUUAAAGGAGUCUGCUAAAGAUAUCUAAUGCUUGGACAAUAACCUUGGAGUAUCUGUAAAUAUCUGAAUUACAUUUCGAGUCACUCGGAUUCUUUGACAAUAUCAGAAGUGCUCAAUUAAAGUAGAUUUAGCUAACUCAGUGUCAAUUACUUAAUUCUUUUAUUGUCAUCAAUACAAUCCAAGAUAAAUCUCAGAUUUUCAUACAACAAUUAAAAUUACAUAACUCAACUAUUUUGGAUAUUAUCCCCCUAACACCCACUUCAGAAUGUACUAAUUUAGAGUCUCAAACUAAAUUAGUUUAAUUUUAAUGUUUGACCGAAUUCUUCUAAAAAUAAUCACCGAUCAAACUGAAUUCUAAUAAUGAAGAGUUGUCUUCAGUUUGUUUAAUUUAGAAGUUAAAAUAACUUGAUAGAAAAUCUAAUGGUAGUUUAAUAUAUCUCAACCUUUAUAAUUCUAGCUUAAGUAUUUCAUAGGUUUCAUUUUAGUAUCUCAAAUGCUCGGAUGGGUUAUUGUUUAUUAACUUUCAGCGUAAGGAAGGGACCCUCUAUAUGAAAAAUGUAAACUUAUAAAAUAAUAUAUGUGAACUAUCGAGUUGCUUAAAAAUAGUCAAAAAAACGAGUUCUUCAUCUCGUAUCCUUGAGAAUUUGAAUCAAUACAUAAAUAAGAAAUAAUAUGACUUUAAACUACAAGAUUACGUUUGUAGUUUUAAUUAUGGGUAUGAAGGUACCUGUCUUUAGAUUUCAAAUAUCAAAACAUUAAUUGUUUCUUCAAUUUUUCAACAUAACGUAGCACAUUAAUCUGGUGGAUCUAUGAUUGUGAUUGGAGAGGAAUCAUUCAUUUUAGCAUAUUGUACAAUUCAAAAUAACACUGCUUAAUUUGGAGGAGGAUUUGCUGUUGCUGAUUAAAUAAGUUAGAAUUUGACAAGAUUAGGAUCUGUGUUGAAUGAGAAUAAUGCAUUAAAAUUUGGAGCUAAUCAAGCGUAAUUACCAUCAUCAUUGUCAAUUACAACGGAUAUGAAGAAUGUUUUGUCAAAGGUUAAGAUCAUUGAAUAGAGUAAUUUAUUGAUAGAAUAGAUUGAAAUAAAGCCUUAUUAAGUAUUUACGAACACAUAUUCAGAUGCUUUGUAUGUACCAAAUGGAUAAAAGCUUUCAAUGUAUGAGUAUUUUGAUUGGAAGAAAGGUUAAUAUUAUCAAUACAAUUUGCAUUUAAGAAUUGUAGCUUUGGAUCCUCAAAACGAAGUUCAAGAAAAUUUAAAUGGUACAUAUUGUGAAAUUAGUGGUGGAUUACUGAGGUCUAAUGAAAUUACUGAAUUUAGUAACAAUUUUACGAAUUUGAAAAAUAUAAGCUUUAAUUCUACAGAUUAUAAUUUAGAUGAGAUUAUAUUUUACUUAGAUGAUGAACUUAAUAUGACCUUGUAGAUGUAGUUUUACUGCAAUUCAAUCUAUGUUCCAAUCUAUGGGGAACAGCAGGAAAUAAUCAGUUAUCACAAUAAUUAUUACUUAAGAUUAAAUAUUAAGACAUUGCCUUGCUAAAUGGGUGAAAUAAAGAGAACUUCUGACUUAACCUGUUAGCCUUGUGAUGCAGAGCAAGGUUAAUAUUCUGUGAGCUUCAAUUCCCAGGAUUGUACUAUUAAAGAUGACUCAUCAAUCAAAGAAAUAAAGUCAGCUUAAAUGAAUCUUAGAUCUGGAUAUUGGCGACCUUAUUUCUAUACUGAUCAGAUUAGCUUUUGUAUCAAUUUACUAAGCAACUGUUUGGGAGGAUGGAAAGAAGGAGAUACGUCUUGUUUUAUUGGACAUAUAGGUGCAUUAUGUGAAGAAUGUGACAUAUAUAACUUACGUGGAGAGGGUCACUUCUCAACAAGUACUAAGUAUUCUUGCAGUUCUUGUGCUGAAAAAGAUACAAAUUCAAUAAUUAUAACUGCUAUCAGCAUCUGGACUUUGGUUUCAAUCCUGAUUUCAGUUAAGGGUACUGUCUCCUUGCUUGUAGAUAUUGCAUUAAAAGUUCAAGUAAAAAAGAUCAGGUUCUUCAUGUCAAUGCAAGAGUCCUAUUCUGGAAUUCUCAUCAAGAUGUUAACAAAUCAUCUAUAGAUAUUAUCCACUAUCACUAGUUUUAAAUUGAAUCUGCCCAGUGGAAUGUCAAGUGCAAUCAAUGCUUCUGGAAACCCCAUUUAAACCAUGACCUAUUCCCUUGACUGUUUCUUAAUGGAAAUGUUUUAUUUCAACAUCCAUUAUUCAAGAAUGAUCUGGUAGAUGAUUAUGCCAUUCAUUUAUAUCUUUAUUUUCUUUCUAUUGUACUGGAUUGCAAUCAAAUUAAAAAAGGUUACUUAUAGUGUAAGUGUAAUCACAACAACCUUCAUCUAUCUGUAUAUAUAUCUUCAACCCAAUUUAGUAGGUGGCUUAAUUUCCUUGAUAUCCUUCAGGAAUAUCUCCAAUUUUAAGUGGAUUCAAGCCAAUGUUGCAUACAGGUAUGAUACUAUAUCUCAUUUUUUGUGGCUUUUAUCCUUUUGUCUUCCAGGCUUACUAAUCAUAGCCUUCCUUAUCCCAUUUCUCUUUUAUUAUGCUUUGUACAUAAAUAAAGACAACCUUAAUGAUAAGAAAGUCAGGCAAUAAUGGGGAUAUCUCUAUAAUGAAUAUAAGACUGAUGUAUAUUUUUGGGAAGUUGUUAAAAUUGUAGAAAAAGAAUUGUUAAUUAUCUUUCUAUCUUAUUAUGAUGAAACAAUUGUGAAAAAAGGCAUCCUUGUUCUAUUGGUUGUUUAUAUCUAUCUGGAACUCAAUACUAAAUUCAAACCAUAUUAAUCUCCUAACUUAAAUAGAUUAGAUGCUUACUCAGCCAAUGUUUGUGAAAUCUCUAUUGCCCUUGGAAUAGGCAUCUAUGUUGAUUAAAUAUAUGGUUCCUUAGAAAUUUAAAUACCCUACUUCAUUAUUUUGGCAGCUCUCAAUUUAUAUUUCCUCUUGCUUGUCUUGAAGGAAAUAUUACAAUCCUACAAAAGAGAUCUAGAAAUACAAUUAGAUAAGGUUCGUGAUUUAGUUAGAUAAAAAGCACCUUGGACUAUGAAAUAUCGAUUCUUAAAUAAAGAACUUCAAAACAGAUAAGAAAUGAGAAUCAGAGUUAAAUCAAGAUAUCGAAAGAUCCGAGAAUAUUUAAUGGAACAAGCAAAACAACUUCUAGAAUUCAAAUAAUAUAUGUAAGGAACUAAAACUUUUAAAACUGCCAAAAUAUAUCCUGAAUAAUUCAGUGAAUGUUCUUAACCAGAGGAAAUUCAUAAAGAGCCUAAAUAGUUCAUUCAAGCUAAAGAGAGUCAAUCUAAUUUGGAUGAAUGCUUUGUUUGA